AUGCCAAUUAUUCGAAAUCCAUUCGCAAGGAAACAGGAUGCUGGGUUGCAGCCGUCUCAAGACCAAACUGUAUCUCCCCGCCCUUCCUUCGAACGAGUUUCUACACAAGCUUCUCGAGCAUCUUCGAUGAGUAUCAAAACGGCGAAGAGCGAAGAACCUCCGGAGUAUAAAAUGAGUGUUGUAAAUGAUAGUGGCGUGUAUCUACCUCCGUCCCCGCCUGAAAAGAAGAGUUUCUGGCCUCGCAGCAAGAGCAAUCUUUCUGCAACCUCAAUCAAUACCCGAACGACCUCAAAUGAUGCGAUUGAUCCUUUCCCAAUUUCAAGAGAGUCGUUUGAUUCAUACAGAAGAUCAUUUGAUAUCUCCGCUAGAUCGCCCAUAAGCCCCAUCGAUGGACACGCUGGACGACAAAGUCUUGAUUCAGCAAGACUACCUCGAAUGCAGCGAUCUGCUAUUGGUGAUAGACGAUUCGAUAGACAGCCACCAACGGCCGAAGAAGGAUUCGAAGAUGUAGGGCUAAAUGAUAGCGCCAAUGACCCUGCCAAACAGGUCAAAAAGAAGGGGUUCUUUUCGAAAUUCGGCGAUGAAGCACUCCCAUCGUUCCAUAUGCCAGGUAGAAAGCGUGGUCAAAGUGGGACAGGAGAAGAACUCGGGAAUAUCCCGAAGCCAAACAGCACGACUCCAAAGGUAGAGAUAGAUGAGGUUCGCUAG
Molecule: messenger RNA, 708 nt
Organism: Botrytis byssoidea
Lineage: Eukaryota; Fungi; Ascomycota; Leotiomycetes; Helotiales; Sclerotiniaceae
Exons: 4
Coding region: 1-708 (235 amino acids)
Source: RefSeq, a predicted model, not a curated record